AUGCCGGCUCUUCUUUCCAGAACGGUCUUGUCUGCUCUGGUUUCGUGUGGCCUGGGUCUCAGCGACUUCGCAACUAGUUAUGGCUUUGUAAAUGCGGUAAGGCAGGACCACUUGCGGUAUCGGUACGCCUUCCUGAAAAAUGCUGUUCUUAGCGAGGAGGCGCCUUCGGGUCAAAGUGUGGACGGAGCAUUGGGUAACCGGCUCUCACCACUUUUUUCCCCAUCGUUUGUGGAACUCUCCACGCAGUCUGCCUCUGAGGCAGACGAAGAAGAGGAGUCUGGAGGCUCGUCAAAGAGAUCAGACAGUGACAAUGAUGGGGACGACAAGGAUGGAGACUCGCAAGAAAAGAAUGGAGGCGAAGGGUCCGAGAAGGAUGAUGACGGGGAUAACAGCCAAAAGGAUGAUGAUGCACCCAAAGGAGGUGGAAAGAAGAAAGAGGAAUCGGAUUCCGACUCAGAAUCAGUGGAACAUGAAAAGAAGAAAGGGGAAUCUGAUUCUGAUUCCGAAACGGAGAAGCACUCGCAAGAGUCGGCAAGCCACAAAGAAGAUGAGGAUCAUGACAGUGCCCGCAACAGUUCGGAAAGUGCCACAAAAGACACUACGAACGAUGAGAAACCACCGGCGGAAGGGGAACAGAAAGAUAACAACGUACCGAACGACCAGGACCGUGAGAGAAUCAUUUCACGACUCACGAAGCUUUUGAGCAACUCCAGCGGACACGCUCUCUUGGGUAGACUACACGACGUCAUGACGGAACACGAGCAAGCGGAAGAACGCAGAGCUGCCGAAGAGGCCAAAAAAAAAGAAGAGGAGACCAAGAAGAAGGAAGAGGCGAAGAAGGAAGCUGAAGAGGCGAAGAAGGAGGCUGAGGCUAACGAAGAGAAACUAAAGGAGGAAACUGAAAACGCUAAGAAGGAAGAGACCAAAAAGGAGGCUCCUGUUAAGGAUCUGCUUCUCACCCAGCAACUAAAUGCUCUCUGGAUGCUUCCAUUCCUUAACGAUGAGCAGAGGAUGGCGACGUGCCUCUCUGGCUUUGAGAAGCUUACAAAGCAAAGUAGAAUCGUUUGUCAAGACCCUGCUUGCAUGAACCUCGAGCGGAACCGGGCAUGCGCCUUCCUGGAUGUGCAAUCAAUUGAUCGGGCACCGCAGGACGAGGAGGAACCCAGAACCAUUCACAUUGGUUUUGAUCCUGCAUGUAAAGAUGCCGCGCAGCUCGGCAUGAAGCUGCUUGACCUGCUCCAGCACCCGGUCAAGCAGCACGAGAUGGAGCAGCGAUUGGAAACUGUUGGCACGGGAGCGCAAGUCCCUACUCUUACGAAUCAUCUGGAUCUCGUCUGUGAUGGAAAGGAUCCUGCCGCACAUCCUACGUGCAACGCGGUUUCUCAGGCACUGAGGAAUGUGCCGCAUCUGGGGCCUAAGAAUUUGCCCAGCAUGGUGGUCCUUGCUGAUAUCGCGGAUAUUCCUAACACUAUCGGAAUGUUUCGCAUUGUGACGAUAUUCGAGGGACGCGUUCCACUUGUAGAUGAUAAGGGAAAUGUCCUGAACAAGAACGGAGCGAAACUCGGUGAUACAGCAGCGGGCAAAGUUUUCAGAAACUUGCACUCUCUGGAGCGAUAGAAGACAAGCCACAGGCACAGAUGGUUGUGCUCCGGGUACGAAUGAUUGUCUGUGACACAGCGUUCAACUUGGUCAUUCGUUGUCUUUCCCUCCACAAAGGUUUACAAGUCGUUGCGCAUCUUAACGGGGUG
This is a messenger RNA of Toxoplasma gondii ME49, 1748 nucleotides long. RefSeq lists its product as hypothetical. The transcript is spliced from 7 exons. The record is from RefSeq and is a predicted model, not a curated record. NCBI's taxonomy places the organism in Eukaryota, Apicomplexa, Conoidasida, Eucoccidiorida, Sarcocystidae. Bases 1 to 1617 code for a protein of 538 amino acids.